UGGAAUUUGAAGUGAUUGUUGAAAUUCUUUGAGAGGCGAGCUACAGUUUAAAAAGAAAAGAUCAGCAGUCGAUGUUCACCAUUCACCAUUAAGAGGUGGAUUAGGGAACAACGUAAGUUCUACAGAAAAUAAAAAAAGAUAAACAGCUGCAUCAACGGAAACGGCAGAUUUCAUAAGAAAGCGCAAUGAAAACAACGGCUAUUUUAACUAUCCUCUUGGCAGCGGCACUAGCUGCUCCACCUCAAUAUGGCAUUUUUGAACAGCGUUCACAAGUAGUUGCCCAGUAUACCGAUGAACAAUGGGCAGCUUUGAAUCCUAUUAUAUCUGCAAACAAAUAUGAAAAUGACGAAAUCCAAAGACAAUGGGCCAGUUUUCUGCGUUACCUUCCUUGGUUAACGGGACCUAUCGGACCUUCUGGAAAACAAGGACCGGCUGGUGCCCCAGGCGCAGAUGCAAAAUUUGUUCCAGUCCCAGGAGCUCCAGGCCCAAUCGGAGCAGUAGGUCCAGCCGGACAGAAGGGAGAAACUGGAGAUCAAGGAUCACCCGGAGCUCCUGGUUCUACCGGCGCUAAAGGCCAGCCCGGUUCUAAUGGAACUCCUGGAACUCAGGGUUUGACAGGUGCCCGAGGAAACGAUGGAGCUCCAGGAGCCCGCGGUCUACCGGGAUCUAAUGGAAGUAAAGGGGAACCAGGAAUAAACGGACAACCAGGCUUUGUAGGUGCUCCAGGUGCCCCUGGAAAUGACGGAAAACCAGGAUUGUCUGGUCCGCAAGGAGAGAAGGGUGAAACGGGUGCACCAGGUCAAACCAUUCCGUCCAAGGUUCCUGGGCCAGCAGGUGCUCCAGGUGCUCCUGGAAAAGAUGGCGCUCCAGGCGCUCCAGGCCCCGUUGGUCAAGUCGGCCCAAUCGGUCCAGUGGGUCCUCAAGGUUCAUCUGGUAAAAACGGAUCUCCAGGAUCCAACGGCGCUAAAGGUGCUAAAGGAGAAAAUGGAAUUUCUGGAUCCCCGGGAGCUCCUGGCAAGGACGGUCUUCCCGGUGCUCCGAGCAAACAAGCUGGGUCACAGGGACCAAUUGGCCCCAAUGGAGUUAACGGUGGAGCUGGUUUACCUGGGAAAGAUGGUCUCAACGGCUUACCAGGUGCUCCAGGCAAAAACGGAAAGGAUGGUGCUCCAGGAUCUCCAGGUCCCAAGGGAGAUGAUGGUAAAUCUGGGGAGAAUGGUUCACCGGGUCCGAUUGGUGAAAAAGGAGAAACAGGACCUCAAGGACCGCAAGGCGAACCCGGGAUUGCCGGCCCACAAGGGCUUCCUGGCCCCAUCGGAGAAGUAGGCCCUGUCGGCCCUGUUGGGCCACAAGGAGAAACUGGCCGUGAUGGUGAAACUGGUGCAACCGGAGCUAAGGGACAAGCGGGACCAAUUGGCCCUAUUGGACCUUCUGGAAAACAGGGGGAAACUGGUGCUCCAGGAGCAAGAGGUCCCAUUGGCCCAAAAGGGCCAACUGGAUCCCCAUCAGGUGUUCCUGAAACAUAUGAAUCUGUCGGACAUGACGGACAUGACGGAUACGGCACUGUGAAAGCUGGCCGUCAUCAAAGUUAUAAAACUACCGCUCAAACGUACAACAAUGAGUCAGAAGAGGAGCGUGCUUAAGAGAAAUGAACAACAUGUAAAUGGAAAACAUUGAAAAGUACGAAUUUCUAAAUAUUUAAAACAACCACGGCUUUGAAGCCUUUAUUAGUUCAAGCACUCAAGCAUAUUACAAAUUAAAAGUAAAUAUCGAUUAUUUCAUAGUGUGUAUGUCUUCCAAAUAUGGAAAAAAUAUGAAGGAAUAAAAUAAACCAAAUUGAAGUGAU
Molecule: messenger RNA, 1843 nt
Organism: Daphnia pulicaria
Lineage: Eukaryota; Metazoa; Arthropoda; Branchiopoda; Diplostraca; Daphniidae
Product: collagen alpha-1(I) chain-like
Exons: 5
Coding region: 186-1640 (484 amino acids)
Source: RefSeq, a predicted model, not a curated record